Thamnophis sirtalis is the source of this 1890-nucleotide messenger RNA. The record is from RefSeq and is a predicted model, not a curated record. Lineage: Eukaryota; Metazoa; Chordata; Lepidosauria; Squamata; Natricidae.
AUGUCGGGACUGCAGAAGACCUUCUCCAUUUUGAAGAAUUCUGUUCGAGCUUUCCCUGUCCUCUUUACUGAUCAUAUCCCAGUUCUUCUGAACAUGUACUGCAGCUCCAUUUAUGUAAUUCAGAGGACAGUAGAGGAUAUAGUCAACUUGGAACAGCCUAAAGGGAAACAUGCAAGCAGGGACAUCCAUGCUUGGACUGCCAGUUUCCAGAACACAACAGUUCUGGAGUCUCUGGGUGAAACAAACUGGGAGACCAAUUGGACAAAUGAAUCCAAAGAUGCUGCAGGCUUCUUCGAUUAUCAGCAUGUCCAGGUUCCCUUUGAGAUUACGUUGUGGAUCUUGUUGGCUUCCUUGGCCAAAAUAGGUUUCCAUUUGUUUGAAAAGCUACCAUCCGUUGUCCCUGAAAGCUGCCUACUGAUCGUGGUUGGCCUUAUCAUGGGAGGCAUAAUCUUUGGCUUGAAUGACAAGUCGCCUCCCGUUAUGGACAGUGAUAUCUUCUUCUUCUAUCUCCUGCCCCCCAUUGUCCUGGAUGCAGGCUAUUUCAUGCCAAGCCGCCCUUUUUUUGGGAACAUUGGAACCAUCCUCUUGUAUGCUGUGGUAGGCACAAUCUGGAACGUCUUUGGCAUCGGAUUUUCUCUUUACCUGAUAUGUCAAGCAGAUGCCUUCCAGCUGGGGGAUAUCUCCUUGCUUCAUAACCUCUUAUUCAGUAGCUUGAUUGCUGCUGUUGAUCCAGUAGCUGUUCUUUCAGUCUUUGAGGAAAUCCAUGUCAAUCAAAAGCUUCACAUUUUGGUAUUUGGGGAAUCUCUGCUCAACGAUGCUGUGAGUGUUGUGCUUUACAGGCUGUUCCGCUCCUUCUGUGAAAUGCCAACCAUCAGAACUGUAGACGUGUUUGUGGGCAUUGGGAAGUUUUUUGUAGUUGGCAUCGGUGGGCUUUUGGUAGGCCUUCUCUACGCUGUGACUGCAGCCUUCACCACUCGCUUUACCAAAAAUAUCUUGGUGAUUGAACCUCUUUUCGUCUUCCUCUACAGCUACUUAUCCUAUCUCACUGCAGAAAUGUUCCAUCUCUCUGGCAUUGUGGCAAUCAUAUCUUGUGCCUUGGGCAUGAAGCGUUAUGUGGAAGCUAACAUCUCCCUCAAGUCCCACACAACGAUUAAAUACUUCAUGAAGAUGUGGAGCAGUGUGAGUGACACCCUCAUCUUCAUCUUUCUUGGUGUCUCCACUGUUGGGGACAAUCACGAGUGGAAUUGGCCCUACAUUUUCUUCACCCUCAUUUUCUGUCUCCUUUGGAGAGCACUGGGUGGUGCCCAGUUCAAGUUUAAGAUCUGCAUUCAAAUCUGCUCCCUACUUCUCCAUCACUUGUAUCUUUCCAGCCUUGUGAUUUAUCUGAUGAUUGAACCAACAUUUGAAUUGGAUCUACCCAUUCCUCCUUCUGUUUUUUCUCUUAUGUUGCAGGGGAUGACCAUCCGUCCUCUUGUGGACUGGCUGCAUGUCACUCGAAAACAAGAAAGUGCCCCCACCGUGGGAGAACAAAUUCAUAUCCGGUUCCUGGAUCAUUUGUUGGCUGGGAUUGAAGAUAUAUCGGGACACUGGGGACAGUAUUAUUGGAAAGACAAAUUAGAGUAUUUCAACAGCAAACACUUGCAGAAAUAUUUGCUCCGGGAAUAUAAGCAACCCAAAUCAAGUAUUGUCCUGUUGCACGAGAAACUGGAGAGGAAGCGUGCGAUUGAGUUAGCUGAAGCAGGUCAGCUCUCCUGGAGACCAUCUCAAAAAGCAUUGCUCAAAAAGGACAAUCCUGUUACCAUAAGUGUUGACACCGAGAGUCUCAGUCAAGACGAGAUGAAUGAAAUCCAGAAGAUAUUGGAGAAGAACUUGUACAAAACAAGGAGGAUG